This is a messenger RNA of Coregonus sp. 'balchen', 23989 nucleotides long. The record is from the annotation of a GenBank genome assembly. NCBI's taxonomy places the organism in Eukaryota, Metazoa, Chordata, Actinopteri, Salmoniformes, Salmonidae.
AUGAUGAGCUCCAAAGAGGAAGAAACUCUGAGAUUUUUCCAGUAUGUUGAAGAUAGCGGACUAAGAGCCUACAGCGGGCUGGUCUCUCAGAACCUGGACCACGCCAUGAAUGAGAGGAACAGGAUUUACCUACAGGAGAAAAACGACAAGAAGAGAAAACAGGAAGAAGCCAUAAAGAGGUAGGAGGCUUAAAAUGCGUUCAUACACCUACAGGAUACUCUGGGCCGCAGACCUUUGAUAAAUAAUACAUACAUACAUGUCAUGCUUGUCUAUAGAUGUGAGAUGUUGCAUCAUACUCGUGUGAGGACUUAACAUUACAUGUAACAAAGCAUCAAAGACAGUCAUGCAUCUUAUAAUACACCCCAAAACAAACACACACACAAACACUGCAUGCUUGUCCAGUUAUAUAUAGAUCCACUUAUACAUUACAUGCUUGUAAAGUCACAGGCUUAAGUUGUUGCUCUGUGCUGCUGAUGCCACGGACCUCUUACAAUCACAGCUAACCUAAGCCUCCAAGACAGACAAUGAAACUGGCCCAAACAAGCCCUUAGGGCACCCAGUCCAAUCUUUCAAGGAGGCCUUCGGAGUUCCGCUCCCUUAAGCUGGGUGUACACUACGUGAUUUUGGCCCCGAUUUCGCUGUCCCAGACAAGUUUUUGCGAUCGGAGACAAAAUCCCAUGUUGUUGCCUACUCGGGGAGCGCGGCCAUCACCGACGCUCUUUUAAAGUGAACGGGUCAGAGAUGGAAUCUGAGGGCUACCGAGCCCAUCUUUGAGCAGUCCCAGACGUCCCGAUAUUUGGAAACGUUUGAAUUUAUCGGCACAAAAUCUGCAAUGCUCUUGUACUGUGAGAUAUGCAACGACAAGAUUUGAGAACAGUGAUCUGCAAUAGCCAAUGAGAGCUCUCCAGAGAAGGAGCCAGUAAGAUGAUGAUGUUGUAUCGCAUCACACAUAAUGUGUACUCUCGAGCAGGAGCGAUGACUCUGACAAGCUCUUUACACGCAAUGUUAUUACAUUCAAAAUGGAUUGGCUAGAUAUUUCAACUCUGUAUCGCAAGCAUGAAUGUCUGACUGAAAACGUUUAUGAGGCUGCUUUGAGCCACAGCUCGUUCUAGCUAUCUAAUCACAUCACAUCCUUGUUUUAGCGAGACAGUGUAGUAUUUUUAUGGUGUGUGACCCCCGUCUGUGCACACCACUACGUUGGCAAGACAGAAACACAACAGGAAAGACUGUCAUUUAAUAUGAGAGGCUCAGCGAUGUUAGGAUUUUAAAAGUCGUGUAGUGUUCCGCCCGGCAUUAUGGUGCGUCAUUCUGAUUUGGAUCAAAGGCUUGUACUGCAUUGGUCAAACUGUUGAGUUUCCAUACACAACAGAGAAGAAAGGGUGCAUGUACUCUAUGUGGUUCUUGAGUGUGUGUGCACGGGUUGUGUGUGUGGGUCUUGAGUGUGUAACAUGUCCUCAGUCCCUUCUGUUAAAAGCUCACAGUGUGUGUGUCCCGUAAGCUAUUACCAUAGCUUGGGGUUCCAGUGGGUCAGUGCGGGCCUCUCUACGGAGUAGAGUUAAUUUGUCAUUUACUGACUUAUUUGGGACUUGUCCUUGGCUAGAGGUCGUCCCUGCCUGUUCCACUUGAUGGAGAGUAGUUUUAAGGUAGCCUGGUCUCAGAUCUUUUUGUGCCGUAUAGCCAACCCUUAUGGCCGUUGUUUGGCAUGGCAACGGCAAUAGGACUUGGCAAGACAGCAGAAACAGAUGACAACAACCAUAGGAGCACAAACACAUCUGGGACCAGGGUAGAUUUAGGGGGAUUGUGCUCAUAAAAUUGAUGGACGAGCCCACAUUCACUAUUGGACAUGAAUGCACUAAGUGUUUGUUUGGUUUAAGGUUGUUUUUAAUGUAGGGCCAAUCAACAGAACUAUAGGCUAUAUUUGUUAGCUGGCUAAUGAUAGAAGAGUGGGCCAAAACUCAAAACCAGUCAUACAUAAUGUGCAUAAUAUUAUUUACUAACUGAGAGUUUGUAAUUUCAGUGGUCUGAUACAGUGGUUACAAAAAGUUUUGUCUGAUUCUGUACAAAGCAUUGGAAUUCGCAUUGGAAUAGUCAGUAGUGUCUUGGAAAUGUUUGCGUCCUCUUUCACCCUCUGUCCCGGUGAAAGUGAGGCAGAGGAGACUGGUUGUCCUGACUUGGGGAUGUGUAGCGGCACCACGUGGCGAACAGGAAGUGGGCGCACAACGUGGGCAGCACGUGGAGACGGCGUGCUUUGGUUGUGUGUGAACAAGUAGGUGCUGUGGAGCAAAUGUGUGGUUCACCCAUAAAGGAUGAUAGCAGAUGGAUAGAGAGUUGCAGGCGUCUGGUUGUGUGCGCUUUCUAUUGCUACAUGCUAACAGUGGUUGCAGAGUUCCUCGACAGAUUCUCUUUCUACAUGGUGGCAAAGUCUCUGCAACAUCUUCUAGGUCCAGGAAAUAUGUUCCAAAGCUGAACAGUCAUCACUCUUUAAGCCUUGAAUGGCAUUGAUCGCUUUCACCUGUUAAGCUCUGCAAAUGUUGUCGAGAGUGUCGAGUAUGUGCAGUGCCUUAAAGCUUUGGCCAUUUAGUGUCUUCUUCUGAUAGUAAAUCUGACUUCAACUACAGUUGACUCCUAAUAUUAUAGUGGGUGUCAGCAGUGUAUACAUUUCCAUUCGUUAACUGUACUAGUUCUCUGCACUUGCAAUGUUUACACGCACAACACUGUUUAUAUUAGUAGCAUUUAUGAGCAAGGUCUAUUUGAGCAACCAAUAGUGCAUGUUUUAAAGCACAAAAUCCUAGGUCCUUCAGUCCUAUGAUGAAACGUUCUAUGGAGUGCAGAACAAACUCAUAGAACCUUUCACUCAAAAACAUUGCAGCAAAAGUUACCUAGCACACCCGACAGCGAGUCUGAAGUCAUCCUAACUUUGUACCCAUUCCAAGGGAGGUGCUGCCUUGAGGAAAGUGGUAUCUAGUGUCCUGAUAUCUCUCUAUCCGUCUCUCAACUGUUGUCAAUGUAAAAUAUUAAUACACAGAAGCUAGAGGAAGAGUAUAAAAAAUAGCUGGAUUUUUGAUGAGGCCUAUAAGUAGGUCAAUGAGAUGACCCAUUUUUACAGUAACUGAUGGAGGGAGAGAGAGGCAAAAAGAGAGAGAUUGGUAAGGAGAGAGGGAGAAAUAGAUAUAUACGAGAGAGAAUGGGAGAGAGAGAACGAGGGAGAAUGUGAGAGAGAGAGAGAGGAGAGGGAGGGGGAGAGAAAAUAAACCUGUUAGAAAGAGAUUAAGUGUGAAGAGCUCGCUAGCAGGAGAUGUGUUCUGCCUGGUGACAGCUGGAACAGCCGCAGGCCAAUCAGAUCACCACGUUGGUUUGAGUGAGGAGGGUCUUCCUGCCUACACUGCUAUCCCACUUGUGUUUCCAUUGUAUCUGAAGGAGUAGUUAUUCACACACACAGGGAUAUACACACAACUGUUGUCGGGCAGUUCUGGUUCUGUGUCUACACUUGAGUGUCUGUGACUUGGAACGUGCAAUAUGUCACCAACAAACAAAAUAAUUGGGUUUAUGUGUGAGGUUAACUGUAAGGGAAAAGUCUGUCCAUGACACUCAGUGUGUGUUGUCACUCGCACACACGCACGCACGUGCGCAUGCACGCACACACACACUCACACACAUGUAUAUGCACAGCAAACCUCACACACAAACUUAGUUCUGUUAUUUUUUGGUGUGUUAUUGUGCCUUCAAUGUCACAUAGACUCAAGUAGCAUACUGACACAGAGCCAGAACUGCCCGACGACAACCCUUCAUCCAACUGUUCCAUGUGCACCUGUGGUCUAAGUUCCAGCCAAUCACUGGGCAAAGAUCCUAUAAAUAACACACACAUACACUCCACCAGUUACACACCUGGUGCACACAGCUCUGUAUGUGUUUAUGUUUAUGAGUGCUUUCCUGCAGACACCUGUGUGUGAGCGAGCAGAGCUGAAUUAUUAUUACGUAUGAUUAUGAUUACAUUAUUUUUGUCAUUUCUGCAGAGUAUACAAAUUAAGUACCACCAUGUUAUAGUGAAGCCAUAUUUCCACAUUCAUGGAUAAAGUUGUUCUAAUUCUAAUGAAACGACAAAUGAUUAUGAAAUAGGCUAAUGUUAUGACAUUAUUAUUAUAAUUUCUGCAGGGUUUAUGAGUUAAGAGCAAAAGCUACAACUCGUUACUUGAUUUACUACACUGAAAACAAUGAAGGUUCUUAAAGGGUUCUUCCUCAGCUGUUAAGGUUCCUUGGAGAGAACUCUUGGCCGAUAAAGAACCUUUGAGUUAAGUGGAGGGUUCUUGACGUGACAUCUACGGUUCUUCGGAAUUCUAAAAGGUUCUUGAAAUAAUAAUAUGCCAUUUAGCAGACGCUUUUUUCCAAAGCCACUUACAGUCAUGCGUGCAUACAUUUUUUUGUGUAUGGGUGGUCCCGGGGAUCGAACCCACUACCCUGGCGUUAUAAGCGCCGUGCUCUACCAGCUGAGCUACAGAGCCUGCAGAUGUGUCCCUUUUAUAGCAUACAGCAAUUAACACUCAGUUGUGUAAAAUAACCCCAGUGUUGGUGAUGAUAAUCAAAGUUGAACCAAAACCAUGCCAAUCGUUAUCGUAUUUCCCAGCAUGCUCUACUGCAGGUAGAUUUUUUGAAUUGUUUGUUUCAAUAUCUAUGUUUUUGCAUGUACAUGAUUGAUUAAUUAAUCUUAUUCUACUCAAAUAUAAAUAACGUACAUUUUUCUAAACUAAUUCAAUCUGUUAUUUGUUCCACUUUAGAUUGGCUCAUAUCUUAGUCUUCCUAACCCUGGCAGUCAUUCUGUAAGCAAAUGUUGACUAUCCCCGCUCUUGCUGGAUUCCAGUUGGAAUUACACGCAUAAUGUGACUUUCAGGCCUGAUGUGGCCUGUAAACCAUGAGUUUCAGGCCACUGUAUUAGGGUAAAACUAGGCCCUCAAAAUAAGGCCUAAUGAAAUAUGUAUUAUACUGUCCUAAAUAAUUAUUAUUUUAGGAUAACACAAUCACUUAGGAUUUUACUUGGUGAAGACCACAGGACUGAACAUUUAUGAACGCAACAACCAUGUCACUAGCAAACACAGUCAUGGGUGGUCUAAAAUAAACUUGAAAGGCACCCUAGGAAAUAUGCAAAUAAGGCUCAACAACAAGGUGUUGAGUGUAUGUGGUUCUUCAAAGAACCAUCCCAUUUAAGGUUCUUCAGAGAGCCUAAAAUGGUUCCCCUAUGGCAUCGCUCUGAAUAACCGUAUUCGGUUUCAACUUGAACCUUGAUUUUUAACAGUAAACAUAGGGAAAACAAUAACUCCUGCCAUUCAGAUACCAUGGUUAGUGUGUUUUAUGACAGAAAAAGAAGAAUAGAAAAGUACCAAAGAGAGUGUUUGAAAUGGGCACUGUCUUCUAGGCUACAUAACAUCAACAGUGCCAAGCUCCUCUGGGCACAAGGCACGACCAGGAAUACACACUGAGAGCGGUGUGAUUUUCCCUCCCUGGUCUUGAAAAUGCCAGCUCAACGCUACCUCCAUCAUGGGCGUGACUGGCACGGUCUACUGCAGUGAUUCAUAACCAGAGGUCCUGGAACCCUCAGGUGGUGUGGGAUAGGUUUGAUAGCUGGAGGAGGGUAGGUGUCAUAUAGCUGUACACAAGGGAGGUCUACAGGUUAAAGGAAAGAUUCACCCUAUUUGAAUGCUACAUCUGUGUUCUAUUGAUUCCUGGGGUCAUUUCAUGUUUUCAUGUGUGUCUGAGCUAUUGUCGUUCAAGCACGCAGAAAUUCGGCCGGUAUGACAUAGCAUUGUGAUAAAGCCGCUCUCACUACACUGGAAGUUAAUAGGAAUAUGACUUUUAGAUCGCAAAAACGUCUAUCAUAUAUGUCAGAUUUCAAUACUGGCUGAUAUCUCAACGCGGGAGCCAUUGAUAAUAUUUUUGCAAUAUUCCUACCUCGAGAAAAUUGUAAUUUAACAGAGGGUCCACCACAUAUCUCCUAUUUGUCUGCCUCUUCAGUCCAGGGUGCAUUGAAUGAUGCCAUUGCAUGGCCGUUGUGAAUGUCAGACUCCACUCUGCGAGGCACAUCGUUCUGUAAGUUGAACAUGGUGAGAUUGUAGACGCCUAAAUUGAUAGUGCAGUUUGUUUAGGUGAUUUUACAGCUAACUAGCUUCUUUACAUGCUGAUAUUGACUUUGGUAUUAUUGUGUGUAACUACGUUUGGUAGCUAGCUACCUAGCUUGCUAGCCAGCCAUCCCAUAAAGAGAGCAUUGCAUUGUGCGUUUUGUAGUCGACUUGAACUGCAACAGAUUUCCACAACGAUUUUCACAUGUUGCUACCAAUCUUAUUAUAACAAUAAAAUGAAACAUUUGUGUUAUUUAACACUGUAAAUUAUAGGAAUUAGUGGUUUUGGGUGGAUUUUUCCUUCAAGAACUACAGAUGGGAGUUUGGGACAUGGGACCUGUAGUUUCUCAUGUGUGCGUUUGUUGUGCUGAACUGGCCAGCUGCAGGCUUUGUGUCUGGUUUCCGUGGGUACCCUGUUGCUAGGCAAUGUUAAGCCCCUGACCAAUGAACCCAACCCUCCAAGCUCCUGCUGCUCAGCAGCUGGCUUGGAGUCAGUGGGAGUCAGCAAAGUCACACAUGCACACACAAACACGCAAACAUCCACCCACCCCCGCACACCCAUGCAUUCAAGCAUUUGUACGCACACAAUGUCACAAUAAUCUUCCAACUUUUUAUUUUGACUGACACAUUGAUUUAAUGUAUGGAUAAACUCUUGGACUUAAUUUCCAUUAUGUGGGCUAAACCAUCAAAAGAUACCAAAACACAGAAAAGCCAUUGGGUUGGUUUUCCUAUAACUAACUGAUUUAGUGCAGAUGAUUGAUUCCCCUCCAUGAUAGUAACUAGACAAAAACUGUUUAGAGUACUAACAUAUCAACAUCACUGAUUCUGUCCUAUUGGUCUUGAUAGGACAUCCAUUCUAUGUUGUCCAAAACAACAGUUUUCUAACCUUUUCAAAGAGGCACUCUGCAACUGGAGUACUGUCCCCAUCAGGGUUGAACUACAUGGGGUUCAACUAUCAUCCACUGACAUUGUGAAAACUCUGCAUCGGUGCAAUGAGGAGUUUGAUUUGUACUUGAGCGCCAACAGAGAAAGAUGUAGGGAGGAAGUGCAUAUUCAACACAGUGGAUGAUGCACAGUAGUUUGAAUGGCCACUAUGUGAGUGGGUGUGUGCAUAUGCCAAAAGUUCCGUAGUUGUGUGGCUGGAGAGAUAAUAUUUGUUAGGCUAUUUGUUUUUGUAGGGUUCAAUUGAUUUACAGGUAUGUAAAUCAAUUGAAUGUAUGUUUGCCCCCAAAAAAAGUAGAAGGGUUGACCUUAUACCACAAUCAACACAUUUUCGUAUCUGACGAUAUCUGAUGAUAUACAGUGCAUUCGGAAAGUAUUCAGACCCAUUCCCUUUUUCCACAUUUUGUUAUGUUACAGCCUUAUUCUACAAUUGAUUACAUUAAUUGUUUUCCUCAUCAAGCUACACACAAUACUCCAUUAUGACAAAGUGGAAACAGGUUUGUAGAAAUUGUUGCAAAUUUCUAAAAAAUAAAAAACAGAAAUACCUUAUUUACAUAACUAUUCAUACCCUUUGCUAUAAGACUCGAAAUUGAGCUCAGGUGCAUCCUGUUUACAUUGAUAAUCCUUGAGAUAUUUCUACAACUUGAUUGGAGUCCAGCUGUGGUAAAUUCAAUUGAUUGGACAUGAUUUGGAAAGGAACACACGUGUCUAUAUAAGGUCCCACAGUUGACAGUGCAUGUCAGAGCAAAAACCAAGACAUGAGGUCGAAGGAAUUGUCCAUAGAGCUCAGAGACAGAAUUGUGCGAGGCACAGAUCUUAGGAAGGGUACCAAAUCAUUUCUGCAGCAUUGAAGGUCCCCAAGAACACAGUGGCCUCCAUCAUUCUUAAAUGGAAGAAGUUUGGAACCACCAAGACUCUUCCUAGAGCUGGCUGCGCAAUUGGGGGAGAAGGGCCUUGGUCAGAGAGGUGACCAAGAACCCGAUGGUCACUCUGACAGAGCUCCAGUUCCUCUGUGGAGAUGGGAGAACCUUCCAGAAGGACAACCAUCUCUGUAGCACUGCACCAAUCAGGCCUUUAUGGUAGAGUGGCCAGACGGAAGACACUCCUCAGUAAAAGGCACAUGACAGGCCACUUGGAGUUUGCCAAAAGACACCUAAAGACUCUCAGACCAUGAGAAACAAGAUUCUCUGGUCUGAUGAAACCAAGAUUGAACUCUUUGGCCUGAAUGCCAAGCAUCACGUCUGGAGGAACCCUGCCACCAUCCCUAUGGUGAAGCAUGGUGGUGGCAGCAUCAUGCUGUGGGGAUAUUUUUCAGCGGCAUGGACUGGGAGAAUAGUCAGGAUCGAGGGAAAGAUGAGUGGAGCAAAGUACAGAGAGAUCCUUGAUGAAAUCCUGCUCCAGAGCGCUCAGGACCUCAGACUGGGGCGAAGGUUUACCUUCCAACAGGACAACGGCCCUAAGCACACAGCCAAGACAAAACAGGAGUGACUUCGGGACAAGUCUCUGAAUGUCCUUGAGUGGCCCAGCCAGAGCCCGAUCGAACAUCUCUGGAGAGAACUGAAAAUAGCUGUGCAGCGACGCUCACCAUCCAAACUGACAGAGCUUGAGAGGAUCUGCAGAGAAGAAUGGGAGAAACUCCCCAAAUACAGGCAUGUCAUACUCAAGAAGACUCAUGGCUGUAAUUGCUGCCAAAGGUGCUUCAACAAAGUACUGAGUAAAGGGUCUGAAUACUUAUGUAAAUGUAAUAUUUCAACAUUUGCAAACAUUUCUAAAAACUGUUUUUGCUUUGCCAUUCUGGGGUAUUGUGUGUAAAUUGAUGAGGGGAAAAAACUAUUUCAUCCAUUUCAGAAUAAGUCUGUAACGUAACAAAAUGUGGAAAAAGUCUUUUUUUUGUCCACCACAUCUCCAAACUGCAUUUAAACUUUAGCCGUGACAUCUUCUGUUUGCUGGUUACCUUUUAAAUAAAAAUAAAUAAAAACAGUACUUGAAAUGAAGCUAAAGUCACCACCAUCUGGCAGUAAGAGAGUCAGAAAUCAACUCUAUAGUCCUGUGACUGUUAAAAGCCCCAUCCUGCCACAUGAACCACUCCAUUCAGGCCAAUCAUCCGUGUUUUUAAAGAGUGAUCGAUGGUGGCUGGAGUGGGGGACUUCCAUCGUGUCAUUGUGUCUCUGAGGCUGGGAGCACUGAGCUAACCGUGCCCAGGGUUAAACACAAAUCAAUGGCUACCCACAGAGAGAUUCUCUCGGCUGAGUGGCACUAAUGUGGCUCUCGUUGUUGGUGCUUGCAUCAUUUGAGCCGUCACAAAGCGACUAGUGCAAGCGGAAGCACACACACGUGCACAAACAAACAUCAAAGUAGACCUCUGUGUGCUAUUUUUGGUUCAAGUUCUUGUGAAAGGGCAGACCUUCCAGAGGUGAGGGAAGGACUGAUGUAUCAGUGAGGUUUUAAGUUUUCUCAUGCUCUUUAUAGAUGAAUAUUUGUCACAGUAACAUACUACAACUGUUUGAAUGAAAGAUUGAUCGAUUUAUUGUUUAUCAUUUCUGGAUCAAUCAUUUUGGAUUUGAAAGCAAUACAUUUCAGCUUUAUAGUGUUCAGUGCGGUUAUAUUUGUUUGUUUUUUAAUAUGCCAUUUAGCAGACACUUUUAUCCAAAGCGACUUACAGUCAUGUGUGCAUACAUUUUUACGUAUGGGUGGUCCCGGGGAUCGAACCCACUACCCUGGCGUUACAAGCGCCAUGCUCUACCAAUUGAGCUACAGUUUUUCCAUCCAUAAUAAAUUGUUUCUACAGUUGAAGUCGGAAGUUUACAUACACCUUAGCCAAAUACACUUAAACUCAGUUUUCCACAAUUCCUGACAUUUAAUCCUAGUAAAAAUGUCCUGUCUUAGGUCAGUUAGGAUCACCACUUUAUUUUAAGAAUGUGAAAUAUCAGAAUAAUAGUAGAGAGAAUUAUUUAUUUCAGCUUUUAUUUCUUUCAUCACAAUCCCAGUCAGAAGUUUACAUACACUCAAUUAGUAUUUGGUAGCAUUGCCUUUAAAAUGUUUAACUUGGGUCAAAUGUUUUGGGUAGCCUUCCACAAGCUUCCCACAAUAAGUUGGGUGAAUUUUGGCCCAUUCCUCCUGACAGAGCUGGUGUAACUGAAUCAGGUUAGUAGGCCUCCUUGCUCGCACACGCUUUUUCAGUUCUGCCCACACAUUUUCUAUAGGAUUGAGGUCAGGGCUUUGUGAUGGCCACUCCAAUACCUUGACUUUGCUGUCCUUAAGCCAUUUUGCCCCAACUUUGGAAGUAUGCUUGUGGUCUUGUCCAUUUGGAAGACCCAUUUGCGACCAAGCUUUAACUUCCUGACUGAUGUCUUGAGAUUGUUGCUUCAAUAUAUCCACAUAAUUUUCCUUCCUCAUGAUGCCAUCUAUUUUGUGAAGUGCACCAGUCCCUCCUGCAGCAAAGCACCCCCACAGCAUGAUGCUGCCACCCCCGUGCUUCACAGUUGGGAUGGUGUAUUUCGGCUUGCAAGCGACCCCUUUUUUCCUCCAAACAUAAUGAUGGUCAUUAUGGCCAAACAGUUAUAUUUUUGUUUCAUCAGACCAGAGGACAUUUCUCCAAAAAGUACGAUCUUUGUCCACAUGUGCAGUUGCAAACCGUAGUCUGGCUUUUAUAUGGCGGUUUUGGAGCAGUGGCUUCUUCCUUGCUGAGCGGCCUUUCAGGUUAUGUCGAUAUAUAACUAUUUUUACUGUGGAUAUAGAUACUUUUGUACCUGUUUCCUCCAGCAUCUUCACAAGGUCCUUUGCUGUUGUCCUGGGAUUGAUUUGCACUUUUCGCACCAAAGUAUGUUCAUCUCUAGGAGACAGAACACGUCUCCUUGCUGAGCGGUAUGACGGCUGCGUGGUUCCAUGUUGUUUAUACUUGCGUACUAUUGUUUGUACAGCUGAACGUGGUACCUUCAGGCGUUCGGAAAUUGCUCCCAAGGAUGAACCAGACUUGUGGAGGUCUACAAUUUUCUUUCUGAGGUCUUGGCUGAUUUUGUUUAGAUUUUCCCAUGAUGUCAAGCAAAGAGGCACUGAGUUUGAAGGUAGGCCUAGAAAUACAUCCACAGGUACACCUCCAAUUGACUCAAAUUAUGUCAAUUAGCCUAUCCGAAGCUUCUAAAGCGUGACAUCAUUUUCUGGAAUUUUCCAAGCUGUUUACAUUUACAUUUACAUUUUAGUCAUUUAGCAGACGCUGUUAUCCAGAGCGACUUACAGGAGCAAUUAGGGUUAAGUGCCUUGCUCAAGGGCACAUUAACGUCAUUUAGCAGACGCUCUUAGCCAGAGCGACUCACAAAUUGGUGCGUUUACCCUAUAGCCAGUGGGAUAACCACUUUACAAUUUGGGGGGGGGGGGGGGGGGGGGGGUUAGAAGGAUUACUUUAUCCUAUCCCAGGUAUUCCUUAAAGAGGUGGGGUUUCAAAUGUCUCCGGAAGGUGGUGAGUGACUCCGCUGUCCUGGCGUCGUGAGGGAGCUUGUUCCACCAUUGGGGUGCCAGAGCAGCGAACAGUUUUGCCUGGGCUGAGCGGGAACUAUGCUUCCGCAGAGGAAGGGGAGCCAGCAGGCCAGAGGUGGAUGAACGCAAUGCCCUCGUUUGGGUGUAGGGACUGAUCAGAGCCUGAAGGUACAGAGGUGCCGUUCCCCUCACUGCUCCAUAGGCAAGCACCAUGGUCUUGUAGCGGAUGCGAGCUUCAACUGGAAGCCAGUGGAGUGUGCGGAGGAGGGGGGUGACGUGAGAGAACUUGGGAAGGUUGAACACCAGACGGGCUGCGGCAUUCUGGAUGAGUUGUAGGGGUUUAAUGGCACAGGCAGGGAGGCCAGCCAACAGCGAGUUGCAAUAGUCCAGACGGGAGAUGACAAGUGCCUGGAUUAGGACCUGUGCCGCUUCCUGUGUAAGGCAGGGUCGUACUCUCCGAAUGUUGUAGAGCAUGAACCUGCAGGAUCGGGUCACCGCAUGUAAACUUCUGACCCACUGGAAUUGUGAUACAGUGAAUUAUAAGUGAAAUAAUAUGUCUGUAAAUUGUUGGAAAAAUUACUUGUGUCAUGCACAAAGUAGAUGUCCUAACCGACUUGCCAAAACUAUAGUUUGUUAACAAGAAAUUUGUGGAGUGUUUGAAAAGCGAGUUUUAAUGACUCCAACCUAAGUGUAUGUAAACUGCCGACUUCAACUGUAUAUCAAAUGUAAAGAUAGUUCUGCAUACCGUCAUGCGUUAUGACACGAGCACCUAUACUAUCAGAUUCCAGAUCAGUCGUCAUGUAUCAUAACAUAAACAUUUCUCUCUCUCCCUCUCUCUCUCUCUCUCUCUCUCUCUCUCUCUCUCUCAGGACGGGUGAAGAGGUGGUGACUGAGGUGAAGCUCCUGCGCAUGGGCUCCAUGACAAUGCCGCCCCCCCCGGAGCGCAUGCCCGUGCCCCCCUAUCUUGCUUGCGGGCCGGGCUUCACCGUGCGCUCCCAGUCCCUACACUCGGUGGGCGGGGGCAGUAAUGGUGGCGGGGAGGAGGAGGUGGGCAGCCCCACCUCCCGCAAGCUGCCCCCGCCCAAACCCAGGAGGGACCCGGCUACCAAGCUGAGCAUUUCCUCUGAGACAGUGGACCACAGCCCCACCUUGGUCUGCAGGGGCUGCAGGGCCAAUCCGGACAGUUGUGAUGGUAAGUAUGGAACUGCACGGCUAGCUAAGCAAACAUAGCCUGUAAUUCAACGUAGCCAAGGCAACAUAGCCUGUAAUUCAACGUAGCCAAGGCAACAUAGCCUGCAAUUCAACGUAGCCAAGGCAACAUAGCCUGAAAUUCAACGUAGCCAAGGCAACAUAGCCUGCAAUUCAACGUAGCCAAGGCAACAUAGCCUGCAAUUCAACGUAGUCAAGGCAACAUAGCCUGCAAUUCAACGUAGCCAAGGCAACAUAGCCUGCAAUUCAACGUAGCCAAGGCAACAUAGCCUGCAAUUCAACGUAGCCAAGGCAACAUAGCCUGCAAUUCAACGUAGCCAAGGCAACAUAGCCUGUAAUUCAACGUAGCCAAGGCAACAUAGGCCUAAUACACACCUAUGAAAAAAUACUACCCAAUGCACAACUACACAAACACACAAGACCAUUAUGCAACAACGAACAAUUACGGAAAAACACAACACAACUAUGAAAAACACUGCUGCGUACACGUACCACACAGCUAAGAAAACAAACUACAGGACAACACACAACUAUACCAACAUUACGGAGAAACACUACACCACAAUAUGCACUGGGUGGUGUACGUGUGACAGCACUGUACAGCAUUCCUGUCUGACAUUACAUAACAACACCACACUCCAUUUGUCUGAAGCAGGCGAUCUCAGAGGGCUGGGCUGUAAACGAAUUACAAGCCAGAGUGCAGUGAGUGUACAUGAGGUUGAGUGCAGCAAUGCGGAUGAACUCCAUAACAAACCAAACAUAGGCUUCUAGUGAGUGAGGCUCUGCUUGGUCAUUCAAUUCCACUGCUCCUGCCGUUUAUAUAGGCCUACAUGUACAGUAUGUCAGCCCAGUCGGCCAAUGUUUGCCACUAUUACUGCAUGGUGGACGUGCGUGCAAACUUUCUUUUCAUCAUACUUUCUCAUCCCCACACGGACAUGUUGCAGUGUUAGAUUCCACCCCCCCCCCCCCCCCCCCCCCGCUCAUCUUAGUCUUGGGAUUUCACCACAUGAGGCUGCUGAGGUCUCACGACUCAUAAUAAUAGACGAACCGGAGCAAAUGGAAUGGUAUCAAACACCUGGAAACCAUGUGUUUGAUGUAUUUGAUACCAUUCCUCCAGUCAUUAACAUGAGCACGUUCUCCCCAAUUAAGGUGCCACCAACCUGACUCUACUAACUCAUUCAGGCUUGAGGAGGUUCGAAGGGUGCGUGCGAAGUGACCGGUCUCAUUUUUGAUGUGCUGUCGAAAAGCUAACCGUUUGGAAAAUGCCUCCCCACAGCAUGUGCAACAUACAGUAUCUGCGUUCUACAGUGUCUGCUCAUCCGUUUUCUCCUUAAAACCCACAAAGACCCAGUUUACAUUUCGCAAGAGAAUGUGCUCCAAGAAUGGUCACAUCCGGAGAGAUCUGAUCUUGAUGUCCUGGUGUGACUCGUUUAGCCUAUGUGAUCAGCUCUAGCAUGAAUCCUCACCAGGUAGACAAAAGUGAUCCGCUCUGCGCCUGUUGUGAGCAAAAGUGUCAGAGGUCACUGCAAGUCGUUGUUGCAUGCAAUUGGCAAUUCACCGGAAUUUUAUAAUAACAGCAGAUAUCAAAGGAAAACAGAUGAAUGAAAUGAAUGAUGGAAGCAGGACACAUUGGGAAAAAUAUGAUUACUGUAAUAGAAAAUGUAAAUAGAGACAAGGUAAUGAAUGGAUGGACAUUCAACCAUCUCUAAUCAGAUAUGAUUUGUUUUUACUUGAUUCAUUAUAAAAGCAGUAGUGUGGCCUUCUGGUUACUGGAAUGGAAACUAAUAGAGCAUAAGAACCAUAAAUCACUGUUCAGCUGUAGACCUAUAUCAUAUAGCAUGAAAACAACAAAAUACUUUGACAGAACAAAGAACACCUGCUAAGCAAGGAAACAACAAGUGCUGCAAAAAAUGAAGAAAUUAACAGGCUAUUAAAGUCUUAUAGUCUUAAAGGGCUGUGAGAAACUUAAAGGGGAAUAUACAACCGCAUUUGACUGCGUUGCAGUUUGACGUGUGUGCCAAUGUGAUGGUUGGUUAGGGAGUUGCCCUGGUUGCCUCAGAUUGGAGGGGAUCACUGUAUGCACACAGAUCUUCCUCUGCACCACGGCAACCAUCCCACAGAAACAAGACCCCCGUAGCCCGGCCAAUCAGAACAGCAGCAGGCAGAGAGAGCCAAUGAGGCGGCAGCAACGGUUGAGCUCUAAGGCGUCCUGGCCAAUCGCCGUCGGAGUGUGGGGGUGUCCAUCACAGAAAGCAGGGUUGUUGCGUGAGCCGGAGCAGGCUUUGCGCCGAGCAGGGGGGAGGGGCCAGUCGGAAGCAGAAUUCAUUCAGGAGGAGCGAUUGACCUAGAUUCCUUUUCCCCCAGGAGGACAGGGGGUGUGGGUAAACACAUCCGCUACGGGGGAGGGGGCGAGAGAGCGGGCGAAGGGAGGCGGGGGAGGAUGAACUCAUCAUCUGUUCGUGAAACAGAUCUCAAGAUCCACCAUGCAACCCAGUUAGUGUAAUGAUAAUAAUAACAGGCCACGUAUCCGUUGCGGAGACACAAAUUACACAAAGCCACAUCUACAAUUGAAACACACACACACACACCACACACACCCACCACACACACACACACACCCACACCACACACGACACACACACACCACACACCACACAUACCAUACCCCACACACACACACACACACACACACACAAACACACACCACAACACACACACACACACACACACACACACACACACACACACACACACACACACACUGGACCACAGCUGACUGUGCUCAAAUUUCCUAUUAUCAUCCGGUUGAGAAAAUGGUAAUGAUAAAUAAAGACCUGUUGAAUUUACAACCUGUGUUUUAAUGUGCACUUGUUGGAGGAAAACAACAUAUUUGCCCUUUACCUGUGUGUGUAGUAGGGAGAGAUUUAAGUUCAGAGACUAUGAAUGUUAAUAUGUUGAGGUUGGGUUGAGGUAAUGGGUGUACUGUGUAUGAAAGAUUUCAAAGGGAUGAAUGGUGUGUGUGUGUGUGUGUGUGUGUGUCGUGAUGGAGGUGGUGAGUCAUAGAGAGGAGCAUGCGACUGGACCAUCUGGCGUCUGAAUUAUUAAAGGUGUAAAAUCUGCAGUUUGAAGGAAACAUGUUCCAGCUCUUAUCUUCCACUUUCAUCUGACCAAUGGGAAAAAGGGACACACUAAUACACUAAUUGACCUAGAAAUACACCCUCUCCCUGCACUACAAUAUACUAUAACCAGAACAUAUCUAGCCUAAAGGAACACCUGUCUCUAUAUGGCUGUGAUAUACAAGAUCCAAAUGGAUUCACUGCAAUGCUACGUCAUACCAACCUGAAAAAACCCACACAGUUUGACCCAGAUACACUUAACUACUACACUACCGUAUAUCUGACCUAAAAACAUGAGGUUGAACUGUCUCUAUAUGUAGUCAUACAUUAUAUGAAAUAUGUGAUAUCUAUUAGCUGAAUAAAUUAGCUGAAUACAAUGAUAUAUAGAUAUAUAUUAUUUAUACAGUACCAGUCAAAAGUUUGGACACACCUUCUCAUUCAAGGGUUUUUCUAUAUUUUUACUAUUUUCUACAUUGUAGAAUAAUAGUGAAGACAUCACAACUAUGAAAUAACACAUAUGGAAUCAUGUAGUGACCAAAAAACUGUUAAACAAAUCAAAAUAUAUUUUAGAUUUUUUUUAGAUCCUUUGCCUUGAUGACAGCUUUGCACACUCUUGGCAUUCUCUCAACCAGCUUCACCUGGAAUGCUUUUCCAACAAUCUUAAGGAGUUCCCACAUUCUGAGUACUUGUUGGCUGCUUUUCCUUCACUGUGCGGUCCAACUCAAUCCAAACCAUCACAAUUGUUUUGAGGUCGGGUGAUUGUGGAGGCCAGGUCAUCUGAUGCAGCACUCCAUCAAUCUCCUUCUUGGUCAAAUAGCCCUUACAGCCUGGAGGUGUGUUGGGUCAUUGUCCUGUUGAAAACCAAAUGAUAGUCCCACUAAGCGCCUACCAUGGGAUGGCGUACCAAUGGGAUGGCGUAUCGAUUCAGAAUGCUGUGGUAGCCAUGCUGGUUAAGUGUGCCUUGAAUUCUAAAUACAUCACAGACAGUGUCACCAGCAAAGCACCUCCACACCAUCACACCUCCUCCUCCAUGCUUCACAGUGUGAACCACACAUGCGGAGAUCAUCCGUUCACCUACUCUGCAUCUCACAAAGACACGGCGGUUGGAAACAAAAUUCUCAAAUUUGGACUCAUCACUGCCAAAGGAUAGAUUUCCAACGGUCUAAUGUCCAUCGCUCGUGUUUCUUGGCCCAAGCAAGUCUCUUCUUAUUAUUGGUGUUGUUUAGUAGUGGUUUCUUUGCAGCAAUUCGACCAUGAAGGCCUGAUUCAAGCAGUCUCCUCUGAACAGUUGAUGUUGAGAUGUGUCUGUUACUUGAACUCUGUGAAGCGUUUAUUUGGGCUGCAAUUUCUGAGGCUGGUAACUAUAAUGAACCUCUGCAGCAGAGGUAACUCUGGGUCUUCCUUUCCUGUGGCAGUCCUCAUGAGAGCCAGUUUCAUCAUAGCGCUUUAUGGUUUUUGCGACUGUACUUGAAGAAACUUUAAAAGUUCUUGAAAUUUUCCGUAUUGACUGACCUUCAUAUCUUAAAGUAAUGAUGGACUAUCAUUUCUCUUUGCUUAUUUGAGCUGUUCUUGCCAUAAUAUCGACUUGGUCUUUUACCAAAUAGGGUUAUCUUCUGUAUACCAACCUUACCUUGUCACAACACAACUGAUUGGCUCAAAUGCAUUAAGAAGGAAAUGAAUUCCAUAAAUUAACUUUUAAGAAGGCACACCUGUUAAUUUAAAUUCAUUCCAGGUGACUACCUCAUGAAGCUGGUUGAGAGAAUGCCAAGAGUGUGCAAAGCUAUCAUCAAGGCAAAGGCUGGCUACUUUGAAGAAUCUCAAAUAUAAAAUAUAUUUUGAUUUGUUUAACACUUUUUUGGUUCAUACAUGAUGUGUUAUUUCAUAGUUGUGAUGUCUUCACUAUUAUUCUACAAUGUAGAAAAUAGUAAAAAUAAAGAAAACCCCUGGAAUGAGUAGGUGUGUCCAAAGUUUUGACUGGUACUGUAUAUAUUUUAUACAUCCGAGUCAAUAAAAUUUUUUCAGCUAUUGCAACCUACAUCUGACCCAAAGACAUGUAACACGUAAUAAUACAGUAAUGGUUUACUAUAAUUUCACGUUUUGUUUUUCUGCUCCUUCAGCGCCACAAGGCUGCGGUGAAGACUGCAAGAGGGUCCCUCCCCCCAAACCCAGGAGGAACCCCAACACCCAGCUGAGCACCUCCUUCGAUGAGUCCUACAUCAGGAAGCACGGAGGCUCCAAGGGUCACUCCCCCUCUGCGGAGCGCGAGCGCAACCCCUCGCCGCCGAGCGACGAGAGCCCCAGCCACCACUCUGACUCGGAUGAGCCCGUCUACAUCGAGAUGGGUGCCAGUGUUGGGGGCGGGGGGCAAACAGAGGCACCCAAGAGUGAGGACGAGGAGCCGGACGAGUCGGUGUACGAGGAGAUGAAAUACCCCCUCCUGGAUGAUAUGGACUACCGCUGGGACCCCCCGGGAUGCCGCUCCGCCUGCCCCACCCCGGCGCCACUGGACCCCGAGCCCCUCAGUCGCUGCUCCACCCCGCGCAACAUCCCCCUCUGCGACAUCCCCGCGCCCUUCCCCAACCUGCUCACCCACCGGCCGCCCCUCCUGGUGUUCCCCCCUGCGCCGGCCCAGUGCUCGCCAAACUCGGACGAGUCCCCACUCACCCCUCUGGAUGCACUGACAAAACUGCCCAUGAUGGACAACUCCGGUGCCUACAGCAAGUCGCCCACCUCCUCUUCUGAGCCCCCCUCGGCACACCUACGCCGUGAGCUGACCGCCACGCCCACCCUGACCGUGUCGGGUCGCUCGUCGGCCCCGCCCCUGCCCUGCACCCUUUACAAGUCCUCGGCCUCCUCAGCCCAUGGCUAUCAGCGCAGCCACUCAGCCUGCCCCUCGCCCGUCAGCAUGGGCCGCUGCCUAACGCCCCUCAGCCUGAUGCGUGCGCCACCCUUCGAUAACCCCAUUCCCUUCCCAGGCGGGCUGCCACGCAGCGCCUCUGCCACGCCCCACGGAAAGGGCUCGCCCCCCCAGGACUGCAUUGCCGGGGGCAGGCUGCAUGGGUCAAUGCAGAACGUGUCGACGGGGCGCUCACGCACACCGACCAGCCCCCUGGACGAGCUGACCAACCUGUUCACCGCCGGCAGGAACAUGAUGAAGAAGAAUGCCAGCGGGAGGAAGUCCAAGGAGCCCGGGGAGAGUGAGUGUCAAUCAUUCAGUCAAUCAAUCAGUCAAUCAAUGCAUGACAUGAUCUAUUUGUCAAUCUAGUUACAGAAUCAGUCAAUAUCAACAUAGAGGUAACAAAAUAGUUCCUCCACAGGUAUCCACUAUCCAGUCUGAUCCAAACUGACUGCAGUGCCAUAACCCACACAGUGUAACAUUGACAUGUUGUUGACACAUUGACGCACAAACUACAGCAAUGGUUCAAGCUUUUUUGUGAAGUUAGUUAUUAGUGGUCUCAUCAGUGUCAUGUUAAUAUAAACCCCUUUUCAUCUGGUAAAGCAACUUCCAAUCCCGCUAAAUUAGGAGAUACUGCUGCUGAUGUUUGCCGUGGGUGUUUGUGGGUCUUUGCAAGCAUUUCCUUCGUGAGCCCGUUUAAUCUAUGCCCACCAAACGUAGACUGAUACAGAUCAUAUGAUUUAAUCUGGCCGGAUUAGGGAGUAAAGCGGUCAGCAUGCCUCUCAAACCCUGCAAUGGUAUUAAGCCACCGCACAGCAUUACUCUUAAAUAUGUAAACAUCAUGUUUAAACACAGGAGGCCAAUGCGUCCAGUGCAGGACGGUGCCAAAAUUACACGAAUGGUGAAUCCAGAUAGUUACCCAACUCCGGAGAUUAACACAUUUCUAUAAAACUUCAGAACCGGUUUUCCGUAUUCAUACUUCGUCGACCAUCCUGUGAUCUGUAUAUUCAGCCAUUAUAUUUCUCCUAGUUACCGACCCCUGUUGAGACAUGGCCUGAAACUUCAAGGAAUAAAAUAUGAAUUUGUGUUUGAAACCAUAUACAAUACUGUAUUGCAAAUUGUAAAGGAGUAAAUGGUGUGUAGGUAUUCAAGACUUGUGUUCCUUAAUUGUGGUCACAAGAGCAGUGAAGUGUGUUAAUGGGUUUUUAUCAGAUUGGUUGAUGAUUUUGAGAGAGAUCUAACAUAGCAACUAACUCCAUGGGAGAAUUCCCACUGGUUGAGUGUAUUUGAACCCAUAUAGGGCUAUACAUAAAAAAUGACUGGGCACGUGUCAAUCUGCACUUAACUCCGAGAGCUUCAUAGCAACCACCAACUCCAAACCAGUCAUAGCAACAGAAGAAGGAGCCUCUCUUAUUUGCAGCAUCCCUCCCAGUGGGGAAGUGGGCCAAUCGCAGCGCAGGUCACACCAGCUUCCAACUGAUCAUGUGCAGCAGCAGCAGCAGGCUUCCUGAGAGACAACCAAGGCUUUUACACCUGAUCAGAGAGUUCUAUUCCUCUCUUGGCCCAAUCAGCUAGUAAAGAUUGAAACAAGGGAAACAGCUUCACAGUCACCAAUCAGGAGAGAGAAAGAAGCCGUUGCUGACUUCCUGGAAUUGUAACACCACAAUCUUCUCUGACUGUAGGAAAUAUUGGUUGGUGGUUCUGGCAAAUGUUUGCAUCUCGCCUUUUAUGCAAAUUAUGUGUAUUUCUUGGUUUUAAUUGGCCUGUGGGAUUAUUUGUUGGCUCUGUCCUCUUCAUGCAUAUGCAGUAAUGUCUUAUUGAUGCACAGUUCUGUGUUGUCCUUUAGCCCAAUAGAGAGAGACAAGUAGAGAGAGAUAGAACAUUACAAUUGUCAAAUAGGCCUACUGCAUUGUUUUAGAAACAUUUCACCAAAUAUGACAGAUUAAAACAGCAAAUAAAUGUGUGAAAUAAGAAUGCAUUGAAAAUGGUUACUGAGCCUUUACCUACCCAUGUAUACUAGUAUCUAUGCAAUUCACAUCCUGGAUGUCUCCAUGACAUCUGUCAAAUGAAACAACAGCAUUUCCCAGUAAUUCAGGCAAAAUGACCUCAUCUCAUGCCAAUGGUUCAUUGCGCCCACAGCGCAUGGGUGACACCAAGUGUCCAUAUAGCGUUAGUGCAGUGCUUUAAAAAAAAAUGUAAUCUUUAUAUAGGCUAUGUUUACUAGUUAUUUUGUGUUGAAGUAACAGAAUAUACUACUAACUAAUUGGUAGGGACAUGCAGGAACUUGGUAUUUUAAGGUAUUUGACUGUGUUUCUCCUAGGAAAUAACAGGAGAUACCACUAGGCAUAACUAAUAACUAGGGACUUGAAGAAACUUGGUAUUUUACGGUGUCUGACUGUGUUUCUGCUCUGUUACAGCCGAGUCCAAGAGUAAGCCUAACAGCGAGUCCAGACGUGACGGAAAGGAGCGGCACAGUCACAGCAAGGAGUCCAAACGGGAGAGCAAGGAGUCCAAACGGGAGAGCAAGGAGUCCAAACGGGAGAGCAAGGAGUCCAAACGGGAGAGCAAGGAACGUAGCAAAGAGUCUUCUUCUCACAGACGCGACGCCAAGGACAGGGGCUGUAGCAGUGUUGAACCCCUGCCUAUGAAACGGGACAGCAGAGACCGGGGUUGUAGUAGUGUGGAGCCCUUGCCUAUGACAAGAGACAGCAAAGACAGGGGUUGCACUAGUAUUGAGCCCCCGCCUGUCAGACGGGACAGCAAAGACAGGGGCUACAAUAACAUAGAACUGAUGCCUAGGCGCAAUAGCAAAGACAGAAGUGUCCACGGCAUGGAGCCUUUACUACGGCAGGACAGUAAAGACUCUCCCCGGAAUGGUGUGGAGUCCAGACAUGACAGCAUAGAAAGGCUCAACCACCAGAACCCACCGGAUCUUCUACCCAGGCAAGAUAGCAAAGACCGAACCAGGAACGAAAUGGAUUCGAGACAUGACAGCAAAGAACAAAUGGAUCAGCCACCAGAGCUCCUACCCAGACAAAAUUGCAAAGAUUCACCCAGAAAUGGCCUUGAGUGCAGACGUAAUAGCAAAGACCGAGACAGGGCGAGCUACGGCCUGGAGUCUAGACAAGAGGGCAAAGAACGAAGUUACAAUGGAAUGGAGCCCUUACCCCAACAGGACAUCAAAGAGUCAGCCAGAAAUGGCCUUGAGGCCAGGCGUGACAGCAAGGACAGAAGCUGCAAUGGCUCAGAGCUGCCUCCCCGGCGCGAUAGCUACGGCAAGAGUGCCAAUGGGGUAGAUCCUAGGCGCGACAAAGACCGGGUGGGUUACAGCGCAGAAGUUUUACCCAGGCGUGAUAGCAGAGAUAGGGGGACCUACAGCGUUGAGCAAUCAAAAGCACAAGAGAGGAACUGUGUAUCAGGGCAACAAUCAUUGACGGCCACACCAACUCGGCACGGAAGACCUGCUGGCAGUCCGCCAAUGAUGUUGGGAACUGGCAAUACAGGUGAGGAUAGCCUAAUUGAAAUUGCACAUACAGCUCAACAUAACUUGUGGUAAAUUAUUUACACGCACUAAACAUGUCCUCAUCAUACACAAUUAUCUGCAAAGUUUAGAGAGAUGCUAUACUGUUAAUUGCAAUAACAUGUAAGUAGCGUAUCCAUAAUCAAACAAUUUGAACAUUCUCUGACUCGGUUGCAUGGGUAACUAAAAUGUACAUACAACCAAGGUUAUUACUGAUAAGUUAUUGGCAUAAAAUAAACUUGCUAAAGUAAACUAUAUACACAGUACAUUACUGACCCACUGUCAAAGAUAGUUUAAAGCAAAGUUGUGAGGACUGUGUGUGUCCUGCUGAGGUAGCCUAGCGGUUGGAGUGUUGGGCCAGUAACCUUGUUUGAAUACUCGAGGUGACAAAUCUGUCAAUGUGCCCUUGAGAAAGGCACUUAACCCUAAUUUGCUCCAGAGCCACCGUACUACUAUGGCUGACCCUGUAAAACAGGGGUGUCAAACUCAUUCCACGGAGGGCUGAGUGUCUGCGGGUUUUCAGUUAAGACCUAGACAACCAGGUGAGGGGAGUUCCUUACUAAUUAGUGACCUUAAUUCAUCAAUCAAGUACAAGGGUGGAGCGAAAACCCGCAGAAACUCGGCCCUCCGUGGAAUGAGUUUGACACGUGCUGUAAAACAACACAUUUCACUGCACCUAUCCGGUGUGUGUGACAAUAAAACAUAUUUUGAGUGCGCUUGUUAGCUAGCUUGCUAGGCUAAUUUAGUCAGGAUAUUGACUGUCACCUUGGCUGUCAGUUGAAGACAUUGAAUUAAUUAUUAGGAUAUUUAAAGUUUGAAAAUUAAAAGAAUAAACACCAUUUUACACUUUUCAAACGAAAUAAGCAACUUACCUAGGCCAACUUUUCUCAUCAAGUUGCAGUCUCAAACUCAAGAAAGUUGAUUUUCUCUGGUUUUGGCAGAAAUACUUAGAUAAUCACACUGCGCGCGCCCUUGACCAGGUGCAGGUGCUCUUUUGAAACACACUGUAGCCGACAUAGCUAGUAGCCUAGGCUACCCAACAUAUAAAAUUAAAUAUGAUUCCAAGUGUUAUCUUAUAGACAAGACGUAAAACAUGGUGAGAGAACUACAAAGUAGCCUACACUAUUUAUUCUGGUACUGAAAGAUGGCAAUGGAUAUCAAUUAAUGUGGUGGUGAUUGGUAAGGGUUUGAGAUUGUGUUUAGGCUUGCAACUGUGUAUUGCUACACCAUAACUUUCUGUUUUGUUGCAUGUAAACCAUUAAAAGAUUGAGCUAAAUGUAUUAAUAUAAAUGCAUUUGUCCCUUUUUAUAGAGCUGAAACCAGCACUUCCGAAGUAUGGCCGCUCCUCCUCCGCCCCAGUUACACCCUCUCCCUUGGGGACCCCACAGAGGCAAGCACCAGAGGCACAGGUAAUUCGAUGAGAUAGGCCCCUACUGCAGACCUGGAUCAAUAUCUAUUCGUUUUCUUUGAUUCUUGAGAUGUGCUUGAUUUACUUUCCCUGGUUGCCUACUGCUCUUCUCCCCAGGUGCCCCAGAUGCCGUGGAUGUGUGGGGACAGCACCAUGCUGGAGCAGAUCGAGAGGAAACGCACCCUCUGCAUGGAGAUCCGCUCCAGGCAGCGGCACCCAGACAGGAACCUGUGCAAGCAGAAGAGCAACGGGGCCAAAAAGAUUCAGCCGCCCCCCUACCCCACACAGACCACUGUGUUCUGGGACACAGCCAUCUGA